AUGUUGUUAUAGAAUUGACAGCUCCUGAUGCAGCCUGUUCAUUAGCACACCGGAGUACGUUCAUCACAUUUAAAUUAGAGCCAUCAAAGAGAGAACUUACAACACCGAAUCAUCGAGGACCCGUGCCGUGGAGUGUCUGAUCUCUACAUGCCUCCGAAUAAAUCACAAGUGACAGCGCGCUUCUAUCAAUCAUGACUUCAAGUUUUUCGCCUUUCUCCAUCAUGGACAUCCUCACCGGACGCAACAGCCGGGUGAAGACCGGUACCUGGAGUACUGAGGAGCUCGGCGCAGCAAAGCGCAACACCUGCACGGGGGAAGGUGGCAUGAGAGUCCUAGAUCUGUCUCGUCUGGGCGUGAAUGAAAAACUAAAAAGACUUCCAGGAGAUCUCAGUCCGUCUGGUGAAAAUAUGGGAUCUGAUAGUUCCAGUGAGGAGUCCACAGGAGAGGAGACUUCUGGGUACAGAGAAGGCCCUGCAGACCAGCAGCAAAGUGAGCCUCAAUCGAAUAAGGGCGCAGAUGCAGAGGAGGGAGGGUGUCAGAACAGCGAUGAGACUGUCAGCUGUUCAUCCGAUGUUCAGAACUGCAGGCCCGGCAUCAAGAGGCGCGCCAGAGCGGCCUUCUCUCACGCGCAGGUCCACCAGCUCGAGCGCCGCUUCCACGCGCAGAAAUACCUCUCAGGCCCUGAGCGAGCCAACCUGGCAGGAGCGCUGAAACUCACGGAGACCCAGGUGAAAAUCUGGUUCCAGAACCGGAGAUACAAAACCAAACGUCGGCAGAUGGCAGCUGAGCUGGCGGCGUACGGAUCACCGAAGAGGGUGGCGGUGAAAGUGUUAGUGAGGGACAAUUACAAGCAGCAGGGUCAUAUGAACGGACUACACUACCCCAUGACUGUGCCUCUGUAUCAGGGCUACCACCCGUGCCUUAGUUAUUGCUGCCGGCCCCCCUGGAGCACCAACAGCAUGCAGUGUGGAGGGAUGCUGUGAAGAAGUCUAUAUUAACUGCAGAUAACACAGGACUAAAGAGCUGCAGUUUGCAGUGCAGUGGAUGAGCCUGAGUGGAGUUUCAUAGUGACUCACUCUUUACAGAGUUUUUAUGUUUGUUUGUUUGUUCCUUUCUUAAAAGAUUAUUUUGGUCUCAAGGGUCAAGAUGUGGACUGUACUUAGGAUCAACACAACACAAAUCUUAUAGUUUAGCUUCAUCAUGGAGCGAUUCAGUGAGUAAAAAACAUUUCAUAUGUUUUUCUACAUUGUGUUGACAUCUGAGGUUUUCAGAAAGCUCUCUUCACGAAGUUCACUCGAAGCUCAUUUCAGCCAGUCAAAAAAACAAACUAACUGGUUGCCUUGAUGACAAAAACAAUCCUACAUGUUGAGUCAUUUUUAUAAAACACAAAGUCCAAAUUAUAAAAUAAAGUCUGAAUUAAAAUAAGAAAUUACAAUCAUGAGAUCCACCCAUUUAUCAUUAUUUAUAGCACUUAGGUAACACAUAGAAUUAUGAAUUUUCUUUGACUUUUUUUAUCCAAAUGCAAUUAUCUCUUUAUUUUAACUUUUAACUCAUAUUAUGAAUUUUAUCUCUUAAUUUUGACUUUUCAUUCCAACCAUGACCUACUAUCCCAUAAUAAUGACUUAACCUCUGGUUAUUUUUCCCCAUCUAGGCUAAGUCUUCCUAAUAUUUAUAAUUUUUUUACUGGUGGAAAUGGGCUUCCAAAUGAGUUAAUUAUGUGUGAAUACACUUUUAACAAUAAAAUCUGGAUGAGAGUUUUUUCUCCUUCAAGAUUAUCUCACAAAGAAAAAAAGACCACAAUAUUGAAUUAUUGAAACAUGUUCUCCACAGCUUUCUCAUAAUAAUAUCAUUACUGUUUUUCAUAUUUUAUUUAUGUUUUUUCAAAGAGGCUGUACACAAACCAUGUGGGUGGGGUUGGAGUGAGCAGGGUAUAGUGUCCUGUCCUCUGAUGUGAGGGAGGGGAGAUAUCUGGGAGAGAAAUAGUCUUUGUAUUUUAGUAACUAUUUUGCAAUAAAUUAUUUUAAUUAAGA
This is a messenger RNA of Notolabrus celidotus (New Zealand spotty), 2030 nucleotides long. RefSeq names its product NK3 homeobox 3 (gene nkx3.3). The record is from RefSeq and is a predicted model, not a curated record. The transcript has 2 exons. Gene Ontology annotation, molecular function: RNA polymerase II cis-regulatory region sequence-specific DNA binding; DNA-binding transcription factor activity, RNA polymerase II-specific. Gene Ontology annotation, biological process: cell differentiation; regulation of transcription by RNA polymerase II. Gene Ontology annotation, cellular component: nucleus. Lineage: Eukaryota; Metazoa; Chordata; Actinopteri; Labriformes; Labridae. The coding region runs from base 192 to 983 and encodes 263 amino acids.